Molecule: messenger RNA, 1932 nt
Organism: Colletotrichum higginsianum IMI 349063
Lineage: Eukaryota; Fungi; Ascomycota; Sordariomycetes; Glomerellales; Glomerellaceae
Product: Dimethylaniline monooxygenase
Exons: 6
Coding region: 1-1932 (643 amino acids)
Molecular function (GO): N,N-dimethylaniline monooxygenase activity; NADP binding; flavin adenine dinucleotide binding
Source: RefSeq, a predicted model, not a curated record
AUGAGCCAGACUGCCAACUCUCUUAGGGACAUCAGUUCGAUCAUGAAGCCAGUCCGAGUCGCAGUCAUCGGUGCCGGAGCCUCUGGAUUGGUUACCGCCAAGUACCUCAGCCAAUCCAGGGAGUUCUUCGGCGUACCCAAUGUUGAAGUUCGCAUCUUCGAGCGCGAAGAGAGUGUCGGCGGUGUUUACAGGUACAGAGUGUACGAAGAGGCCGAGAUGGUGUCUUCCAAGUAUCUCACGGCUUUUUCAGACUUCAGGGCUGCUCGAGAUCUUCCUGAUUUCCUGCCAAUGGGAGAUUACGUUCAAUACCUCGAGAACUACUGCACUCAGUUCAAACUUUGGGACCUCAUCCAGACUAGAACUGAGGUCCUGCGCGUGUCACGUACCUCCAGCGGUCAUCGUGUCGUUUUCAGACGAAUCGGCAAAGGGUCAUCCGACGAAACCAAGAAUGAGUUGGAAGAAUCCGAGUCGUGGGAAUGUGACGCUGUCGCCAUAUGCUCUGGACUAAACAAUGUUCCUUAUAUCCCGCCCAUAAAAGGCCUCGACGGCGUCAAGACUCUUCACUCGUCUCAAGUCAAAGAGAGAAAACAAUUUGGAGUCAACACGUCGGUAAUGAUCCUCGGGGCGGGGGAGACAGCGAUGGAUCUUGCCCACUUGGCAGUGACCUCAGAGGCCCGUGAAGUGACUCUGUGUCACAAGGACGGCUUCUUCUGUGCCAAAAAGACUGUUCCGCUGCCAGUUGUCAUGAAGAUGUGGAAGCCCGACCCUCGUCAGAAGCCAGUCGACACGGCGAUUGCCAGCUUCCUUGACACAGCUUACCUUCCAGAGAGGCUCCAACACUCCCAGUUCAUUUGGAACGUAUACGACAAGACGCUUAAAAGCCUACACUUUCUUUCCGGGGGAACCAGUGCCGGUCCAGAUCAGUGGGUUGGCCAGAUCGAAGGCGAUCGCAACAAUGUGGAUUCCUUGUUUCUGGUCAAGUCAGAUCGCGCGCUCCCAUAUCUGAACGAAGGAUACCGGGCGCAGGGCAUUUUCUCUCGUGUCCGAGCCUUUGUUAUGAACAUGGAGCUUAAGGAAACGGGCGGAAAGAAGAUCUUGACUGCCCCGUGGCCUACAUUGUUUUCAAGUGACGGCACGGUCACCUUCCCAGACAGCAAAAGAAAAGAGCAUGCUGAGGCACUCUCCAGAGGUACUCGACCUGAUUUGGUUGUCCUCGCGACGGGAUACGUUCGUCGGUUCUGCUUCCUGGGCGAAGACUAUCCGAAGCCGGACGAGCUGGAUGUUCGUGGCAUCUGGAGACGAGGCGAUGUGACUGCCGGCUUCAUCGGCUUUGUGCGUCCUGGUAUCGGUGCCAUACCCCCUCUUGCUGAAUUACAAGCUCAACUAUGGGUUUUGAACCUCCUUCGGUACAAGUAUCCCCAACAAGUGCCUAUGCCCCUCUCCGCUCCGGGUCAAGGCACGUGCCCCGAUGCCGUCGCCCAUUAUGAAGUUGACUACGCUCUCAGAGCUCGAGGAGGACACGAUUUCUUCAAGACCAAGCACGGUGUCGAGCAAGAAUCGUAUGCGUACCAGCUUGCGCUCGACAUGGGUGCCGCGCCAACGAUAUCUUUCAUGGCGCGUCAAGGCUUCAGAGCCUUUUACACCUGGGCUAUGGGGUCCAACUUCAAUACCAAGUUCAGGCUUGUUGGACCCUGGAAGUUGGAGGCCGGUGCUCUUUCCAUCAUGCGCGGAGAGCUCUUCGAGGUUGUAAUGCAGACUGGCGGUGGCGUGUUCUUUGCGACAUAUACUCUACUCCCACUGUUUCUCUUUGGUACUCUGACUGUCGUACUUCAUGUCACUGCUGGCUUCUUGCGGCUUCUUGGGAUGGAACAGUGUGCCAAUAACGUUCUCGGCUCAGGAAGUAUCCCGCGUCGAGAAGGUGACGAGCUUUGA